Aphis gossypii (cotton aphid) is the source of this 2363-nucleotide messenger RNA. It is a transcript of the gene Nsun5, whose product is annotated as 28S rRNA (cytosine-C(5))-methyltransferase. Gene Ontology annotation, molecular function: methyltransferase activity. The transcript has 7 exons. The coding region runs from base 238 to 2109 and encodes 623 amino acids. NCBI's taxonomy places the organism in Eukaryota, Metazoa, Arthropoda, Insecta, Hemiptera, Aphididae. The record is from RefSeq and is a predicted model, not a curated record. Gene Ontology annotation, cellular component: nucleolus. Gene Ontology annotation, biological process: rRNA base methylation.
AGUAGAUACUAGAUAGUAAUAUUGUUAAAUAACGAGUAAAACACGUGCAUAUUAGGUAUACUGAUUUGUUUGUAAUAACUAAUAAGUUUGCCUUGUGUUAAAUUUUUGUCACAACUUAUUUUCGUUCAUGUGAUUCACGAGUUAUUGAAUUCGUUCAAUAAAAGUUCGAGAGAAUUUUAAGGGACUUUAUUACUUGUCGUUUCGCGUAAAGGCAGUAACAGCUUUAAAUUUGUUAAUAUGAUUCCUGAAAAACCCGCCACAAAGAUGAAUAAAAAUCAAGAUAAAACUUCUGGACUAUACAAAAUUGCUGCAAAAAUAAUUAAAAAAGUCAAAACUGGAAGCAGCUAUAAAACUCAGCUUUAUCAAGCACAGUAUCCGAAUAAAUUAACAUUGAAUGCUGUAUUGAUGAAUGUUUUUAAAUGGGAAAAGGUAAUAGAUGUAUUAGUAGAAAAAAGCAAUAUUUUGGAAAAAGAGAAUAAUAUGGACCGUGAUUUGGUAUAUGUAUUUAUCACUGAAAUGAUGUGGUCAAAAUUUGGAUUAAAAGGCAAUGCUAAAAAUAUAUUGGCAAUAAAAAAAUAUAAGAAUGAAUUUUUAAAGCUCAUGAAAGAACAUGAUUUAGAAAAACUAUCUGGUUCCAAGUAUACUAAAGUUUUAAAACCUAGGUUUUUCCGCGUUAACACAUUAAUGACUACAAUAGAAGAAAUAUUAGAAAAAUUAUCAAAACUUAAAUUUAAUAAGUUAGAAUCACCAAAAUCGUAUGCUGAAUUUUUGGAAUUAAUAAAAUCUGAUAAAUUCAAAGCAAAAAAUGUUUUUGUUCAAGAUGUUCACAUUAAAGAAUUGUUAGUUUUCAAUUCAAAAGUGAAGUUUUAUGAACUUGAAGAGUACAAUAAUGGAUCAUUAAUUGUUCAAGAUAAGGCAAGUUGUUUGGCUGCUUAUUUAUUAAAUCCAGAACCAAAUAGUACUGUAUUAGAUAUGUGUGCUGCUCCUGGUAUGAAGACAUCUCAUUUAGCUGCUAUUAUGCAAAAUAAGGGUAAACUCUAUGCUGUUGAUCGCUGUAAAGAUAGAUUCAAUAUAAUGCAAAAAAUGUUGGAAAGAUAUAUGGUACAAAAUGUGGAAACAUUCAAUAUGGAUGCAUUGACAUUUCCUUAUUAUGAUGAUGUGAAAUAUAUACUUUUGGAUCCAUCAUGUUCUGGUUCUGGUAUUGUGGAUAGAGUUCGGAAUGAUUCAUCAGAACAAAAUCAAAAUUAUUUUCAAACGAGAUUAAAAAAAUUAGCUAAUGUGCAUGCCCAGUUAUUAAAUCAUGCAUUAAAGAGUUAUCCUAAAUUAGAACGUUUAGUUUAUUCCACAUGUUCAGCAAAUCACGAAGAAAACGAAGCUGUUGUUGAUGAAGCUUUAUCUGUUAAUGGAAAAUUUAAGCUUUUAGAUUGUACUAAAAUAGUGAAAGGCUGGACUAAUAAAGGAGUUCCUGGUUUUGAUUGUUCUGAAAUGUGUCUUAAUGCUAUUCCAAGUGAUGAUUGUACUAAUGGAUUUUUCAUUGCUGUGUUUGUUCGUCGAGAUUUAGAAGAGAAAGAAGUUGUCAAACAGGAAAAAAAUGUUGAAGAUAUUGUUGUUAAAGAGGAAGAAAAUAUUGUUGAUGAAGAAGAAAAUAUUGCAGACAACGAAGAGGAAAAACUUAUUGAAAAUACUAAAAUUAUUAAUAAGAAGAAUAAAAAAGCUAAUAAAUCAAUUGUUAUUAAUACUGACAGUAAUGUAGAGAGUAAAUCUAAUAUAAAAAAACAAAAGAAUAUUGAAGAUAAUGUUGUUGUUAAAGAGGAACAAAAUAUUGCAGACAACGAAGAGGAAAAACUUAUUGAAAGUACUAAAAUUAUUAAUAAGAAGAAUAAAAAAGCUAAUAAAUCAAUUUUUAUUAAUACUGACAGUAAUGUAGAAAGUAAAUCUAAUAUAAAAAAACAAAAAAAUAUUGAAAGUACACCAAUAGUGAAAAGUAAAAAUGCAAAAAGAAGAGAAAGAAGGCUCAAACUUGAACAGUCAAAAGGUAAAAAUAACCAAAACACUACAAAAGUUAAGAAACCCAAAAAAACUAAAAAACUAAAAACAGAAGAAAUUUGAUUCUUGUAGUAUUAUUGAUUUUGACUUAUAUUAAUUUCAUUAAAACUUAUAACUAUUAUACUUAUUAUAGACUAUAUUUUUUUAAAAACUUAAUGUUGUCUUCUUAAGUAUUAAUGAUAUUUUUACGGGUUUGAUCUAAUAAAUGCACCAAUAUUUUUUUUGAACAGAAUUCAUAUUUGUAUUGCGCAAUUUUUGAAAAAGGCUAUCUAAAAACUAAUUUGUUUCAUGGUACAAUAAAGCCAAAUCUAUAAUUU